ACUGCAACUUGCACUUGCAACAACAGAGUACCCAAAAUCUUGAUCUACGUGGAGAAAACAUGCCCUUGCAUUUCAUAUCCUCACAAUCUCAUAUCAUCAAACACAAACACAAACACCCCUUUUUAUAACCUCCAAUUUUGCACACACCCACUCACCAAUUUAGAUCUGAAACCCCCUCUUUCAUCCAUCUGGGUUGGGUAUCAUCAAUGGCCACAUGGGUCUUAUCAGAAUGCUGUGUUAGACCCAUUCCAAGAACAUCAUCAUACCCAAAACCAAGAUUCACAAUCUUGAAUUCCCCUGUUUCCAAUUCCACAUUAUUCAAGACCAACAAUAAACCAAUCACAUUCAACCCUUUGUUUUCACGAGCUAAAGAUAGAAGAAACUUGGGGUUGAAAGUGAGUGCGCCAGCCAAGAUUCAGUUUGUAGAUGAAGAAGAUGACGACAGUGAGAUAACCAAUGGGUUCAAGUUCAACCCUGGUGCACCACCGCCCUUCACAUUGGCUGAUAUUAGAGCGGCUAUACCCAAACAUUGUUGGGUUAAGGACCCAUGGAAGUCCAUGAGUUAUGUUGUUAGAGAUGUGGUUGUGGUCUUUGGCUUGGCUGCUGUGGCUGCUUUUUUUAAUAAUAUUGUGGUUUGGCCACUUUAUUGGAUUGCUCAAUCUACUAUGUUCUGGGCUCUCUUUGUUCUUGGUCAUGAUUGUGGUCAUGGAAGCUUCUCCAAUAAUGCAAAACUUAAUAGUGUUGUUGGUCAUAUACUUCAUUCUUCAAUUCUUGUACCUUAUCAUGGAUGGAGAAUUAGUCAUAGAACUCACCACCAGAACCAUGGGCAUGUCGAAAACGACGAAUCUUGGCAUCCGUUGUCUGAGAAGAUUUACAGAAAUUUAGAUAAGGGUACAAGAACUUUGAGGUUCACCUUGCCAUUCCCCAUGCUUGCAUACCCUUUCUAUCUGUGGAGUCGAAGCCCAGGAAAGAAAGGCUCACAUUUCAACCCCGACAGCGAUCUAUUUCUCCCUAACGAAAGGAAAGACAUCAUCACGUCAACGGUGUGUUGGACAGCCAUGGCUGCUUUGCUCGUGGGUUUAUCCGUUACAAUGGGCCCGCUUCAAGUACUUAAACUCUACGGCAUCCCUUAUUGGGGUUUCGUCGUAUGGCUUGAUUUAGUAACGUACUUGCAUCAUCAUGGUCACGAGGAUAAACUCCCAUGGUAUCGCGGAAAGGAAUGGAGUUAUCUAAGAGGAGGACUAACGACACUUGAUCGCGACUAUGGAUGGAUCAAUAACAUCCAUCAUGACAUCGGAACUCAUGUCAUACAUCAUCUCUUCCCUCAAAUCCCUCAUUACAACCUCAUUGAAGCAACCGAAGCCGCAAAGCCCGUUUUCGGGAAAUAUUACCGAGAGCCAAAGAAAUCCGGGCCUCUUCCAUUUCACUUGCUAGGAGUUCUUAUUAACAGUUUGAAGAAGGAUCACUAUGUGAGCGACGAGGGGGAGAUUGUAUACUACCAAACGGACCCAAAAAUGACGGCGAAUUAGCGAAUGUGUCAAGAUUUAACAAGAGAAAGGGAUGCUAGAAAACCUAAUGAUUCUUUUUUCUUGACAUGAAACUAUGCAAGAAUUUGUAUAAACACAUUCUCAGGCAAAUUUAGGAACCCUUAUUCAAUUUCUUGAAAUGAAAAUAAUGUAAACAAAUAGACUUUAAGAUGGUUACAAGAUUUUGGUUAUGGGAUUCUUGGAACCAACAAAUAUGUGGCCAUGAUUGAACCAACAAAGACAAAUGGUAUAUGAUUUUUUUCCAACAUGUAAUGUCAAUAAAAUGUCCUUUUGUAAA
Molecule: messenger RNA, 1824 nt
Organism: Helianthus annuus (common sunflower)
Lineage: Eukaryota; Viridiplantae; Streptophyta; Magnoliopsida; Asterales; Asteraceae
Product: omega-3 fatty acid desaturase, chloroplastic
Exons: 8
Coding region: 207-1529 (440 amino acids)
Biological process (GO): lipid metabolic process
Molecular function (GO): oxidoreductase activity, acting on paired donors, with oxidation of a pair of donors resulting in the reduction of molecular oxygen to two molecules of water
Source: RefSeq, a predicted model, not a curated record